GUGAAUCUGCUGGUUACAUUUCGCUACCUUCAUUGAUUUGCGUUUUCCAACCAAACUUUGCCAACUUUAAGGACCAGGACCUAGGAGGGUGAUUUUACCAUUUGCUCGAGAAUAAUUUGACCGUUUUCUUCAGAACUUGGCAAUUCUUAAGCCUAGCACUGAUUUUACAUUUGCAUUAUUCUACAGCCGUUUUCUCCAAAAUAAAUGUGGUAUUGAACUCAUCAUGAAAAUGAACUGCCCAAAAGUGAAAAAUAAGACCACGUGUUAUUGUGUACUAUCACUAUUCCGAAUCCAACUGUGAUAAGAAAAGCAGCUACUUGCAAAAAUUAAAUUUUGUAAAGAAUUGAGUUUCAAUUUAAAGAAAAAUUAUAAAAUUGAGAAUUUAGUUGGAAAUAUCAAAAUGAUGGAGACCGAUGGAAAUGCAGAAUCUUGUAAACGUCUCCCUCAGAAGAAAUAUUUUCGACAAAGAGCGCAUUCGAAUCCAACAGCCGAUCAUAUCGUUGAUUACCCUGUUAAGCCAGAAUCUAUGAAUUGGAAAGAUUUUUAUCCCCUACACAGCGAUAAAGAAGUCGAAUUUCUGGAUAUUGGAUGUGGUUAUGGAGGUUUACUAGUCACUUUAUCGCCAAUGUAUCCUGAAACGUUGAUGUUGGGAUUUGAAAUUCGUGUCAAAGUAUCAGAUUAUGUGAUCAAUCGUAUUGAAGCGCUACGUGAUAAUAAUCAAAAUCAAUAUCAGAAUAUCGCUUGUAUCCGUACCAACGCCAUGAAAUAUUUACCCAAUUAUUUCAAAAAAGGACAGCUGAAAAAAGUUUUCUUUCUGUUUCCUGAUCCGCAUUUCAAGAAAUCCAAGCACAAAUGGAGGAUCAUCAACGAAACUAUAUUAGCAGAAUAUGCAUUUAUUACAGCAGAAGGGGGCUUGGUUUAUACUAUAACUGAUGUGGAAGAAUUACAUGAAUGGAUGGUUAAACACUUCACCGAACAUCCUCUUUUUGUGAGAGUUGCAGAUGAGGAAUUGAAACAAGAUCCCAUCAUUUCUGUCAUUGGAGAUUGUUCAGAAGAAGGAAAAAAAGUUACACGAAACAACGGUAGUAAAUUUAUUGCGGUGUUUCGACGUAUACCAGAUUCUGUUCAGCCUUCGUGAGAUUAAAUUUUAAAAAAUGAAAAUGUGAUCCAUUUGUUAUUGAAAAUAAGGUUGUUUAUUGAUUGAUUAUUUUAAAAAUGUUGUACAUUUUAAUGAUGAUAAUUCUUGUUGUAAAGAGUUUCAUUUGACAGAUUUUGGAUUAUACUUGUAUUUUCCUUUUUU
Molecule: messenger RNA, 1300 nt
Organism: Planococcus citri (citrus mealybug)
Lineage: Eukaryota; Metazoa; Arthropoda; Insecta; Hemiptera; Pseudococcidae
Product: tRNA (guanine-N(7)-)-methyltransferase
Exons: 6
Coding region: 401-1138 (245 amino acids)
Biological process (GO): RNA (guanine-N7)-methylation; tRNA methylation
Cellular component (GO): tRNA methyltransferase complex
Molecular function (GO): tRNA (guanine(46)-N7)-methyltransferase activity
Source: RefSeq, a predicted model, not a curated record